This is a messenger RNA of Aureobasidium pullulans EXF-150, 2340 nucleotides long. RefSeq lists its product as uncharacterized. The record is from RefSeq and is a predicted model, not a curated record. The transcript has 3 exons. Gene Ontology annotation, biological process: lactate metabolic process. NCBI's taxonomy places the organism in Eukaryota, Fungi, Ascomycota, Dothideomycetes, Dothideales, Saccotheciaceae. Gene Ontology annotation, molecular function: L-lactate dehydrogenase (cytochrome) activity; heme binding. The coding region runs from base 409 to 1926 and encodes 505 amino acids.
CCGAAAGCGGGUAUUGCGGAUGGAGAACAGAUGAAGCUUCUCGCACUUCCGACAAGUCCUUUUCAUAGUGCUUGAAGAGUAGAAAAGGGUAAAGAAAAGACUCGGGCGGAGAUGUGCCGAGGAUGAAAUGAAAGGCUAACUCCGCAUUUGGGCCGUUCUGAGUGGAGGCACAGGAAGAUGCUAUGCAGCAGCGGCUGAAGUUCCCUUGUUCCGAUGGUGGUGAGAACUGCGAUCGGGAGCGGUACCGACUGCCUUUAACCCGCUGUCGCCCUCGCUCUUCUUCUCGACCUCCGGCUUGACACGCUUUCCGUGCCUCUUCCCUUCGAUCUGCCAUCGCAAGCUGCCCCGGGCACAAUCCUCAGACCCCGCAUCACAUAGCUACUGGACCAAGACGCGUACACAUCUAAGAUGAACCACCCAAGCAACGACACGCAGGCGGUCAAAUUGACUGGCGAAGAGGUGGCCAAGCACAACAAUGGCGACUCAUGCUGGGUCAUCGUUCACGGCCGAGCCUACGACGUGACCGAGUUCCUGCCCGAGCAUCCUGGUGGUCCCAAGAUCAUCCUCAAGUAUGCCGGAAAGGAUGCCACCGAAGAGUACGAGCCCAUCCACCCACCGGACACACUCGACAAGUUCCUGGACAAGAGCAAGCACUUGGGCGAGGUCGACAUGAACACUGUCCAGCAAGAAGCCAAGGAGGAAGACCCAGAUGAGGCCGAGAGACAAGAAAGAAUCAAGCGCAUGCCCAUCCUUGAGCAAUGCUACAACCUGAUGGACUUCGAGGCUGUGGCCAGAAGAGUCAUGAAGAAGACUGCUUGGGCCUACUACUCGAGUGGUGCCGAUGAUGAAAUUACAAUGAGAGAGAACCACAGCGCCUUCCACAGAAUCUGGUUCCGACCAAAGAUCCUCGUCGAUGUCGAGAAGGUUGACAUGUCGACCACAAUGCUGGGCACCAAAGUCAGCAUGCCCUUCUACGUAACAGCCACCGCUCUGGGCAAGCUUGGAAACCCUGAAGGUGAAGUCGUCCUUACUCGUGGAGCCAAGAAGCACAAUGUCAUCCAGAUGAUUCCCACCCUGGCCUCUUGCUCCUUCGAUGAGAUUAUGGACGCUGCCGAGGGCGAUCAAGUACAGUGGCUCCAACUCUACGUCAACAAGAACAGAGAAAUCACCAAGCGCAUCAUCGAGCACGCCGAGAAGCGCGGCUGCAAGGGUCUCUUCAUCACCGUCGACGCCCCUCAACUUGGCCGCCGCGAAAAGGAUAUGCGCUCCAAGUUCUCAGAUGUCGGCAGCAACGUCCAAGACACCAGCGGUGACAACGUUGACCGUAGUCAAGGUGCAGCUCGUGCAAUCUCGUCGUUCAUUGAUCCUUCGCUGUCCUGGAAGGAUAUCCCUUGGUUCAAAAGUGUCACCAAGAUGCCCAUCCUGCUCAAAGGUGUACAAAGAGUCGAAGAUGUCAUUAGAGCUGUUGCUGCCGGCGUUGAUGGCGUCGUACUAUCAAAUCAUGGCGGCAGGCAACUCGAAACUUCGAGAUCCGGCAUCGAGGUGCUCGCCGAGACCAUGCCCGAGUUGCGUCGCCUGGGUCUCGAAAACAAAAUCGAGAUCUACAUCGAUGGUGGUAUCCGCCGUGCCACAGACAUCCUUAAAGCUUUGUGUCUCGGUGCAAAGGGCGUGGGAAUCGGUCGUCCGUUCCUAUACGCGAUGUCGGCUUACGGUCUGCCUGGCGUUGAUCGCGCUAUGCAGCUUCUCAAGGAUGAGAUGGAGAUGAACAUGCGUCUGAUUGGCUGCACCAGCGUCGACCAGUUGACUCCUGAACUUUUGGAUAUCAGAAGUGUGCACACACAUACUGCAUCUGUGGCGCCAGACACGCUCAGUAUCGCUGCCUACGAUCCUUUGGCUGGACCCAAGGAGAGGCUGGCCAAGCUGUGAGAGGUUUAUCUUGUAGGUUCUAUCUGUUUGUAUAUUGUCAUGCAUCAUGAAACGUUUUCGCUUCUGCCGACCAAUAUCCAGAAUCUGCUUUUGAACACGAAGGUGUCAAAGGAAUAUCAAAGCGUGCCCAUUCCUUCUUCUAACCUUCCACUUCUCGCCUAUUGUAUCGCAUGAAGACACCUCUAGUCAUACCAGCUGUUCUGAGCGCCCUGUUCGAAUUUCGCAAAAAAAAAAAGAAUGACGAAAAGUUGCUUAGCUAUGCUAGCUUCGUACCUUGAACCUUCCAACGCUAUAUGAUUCUGUUAUUCGAAGAAGCCACGUCUCAUUGCACAGGUGUAUCUGUGAGCUUUUACAGAAGUUAUCUCAAGGAAUUUGGCCACACUCGCUCUCCCACUAGAUCAGAUGACUCAUCUC